CUGCGUGAGUGGUACUUACAGUACUGCAGCCUCAGGAGGGGUGCUUCUGGAGCUAGGAGCGCUGCUGGAGCUGGUGCUCGUGCUUCCCCUCCUAGGCGGGAGCUGCCCUCUCCCCAGCGGCUCCGAGAGUGGUACGCUCGGCGCUGCAGUCUCCGGAGUGGCGCUCCUAGUGUCGCGGACCCUGGUGCUGGAGCUGCUGGCGGUGCUGCUGGCGCUGCUGGAGGUGCUACUGGUGCUGGAGCUGCUGGAGGUGCUGCUGCUGCUGGCGGUGCUGCUGGCGCUGCUGGAGGUGCUGCUGGUGCUGGAGCUGCUGGAGGUACUGCUACUGCUGGCGGUGCUGCUGGCGCUGCUGGAGGUGCUGCUGGUGCUGGUGCUGCUGCUGCUGGCGGUGCUGCUGGCGCUGCUGGAGGUACUGCUGGUGCUGGAGCUACUGGAGGUACUGCUGCUGCUGGCGGUGCUGCUGGCGCUGCUGGAGGUGCUGCUGAUGCUGGUGCUGCUGGAGCUACUGGAGGUGCUGCUGCUGCUGGCGGUGCUGCUGGCGCUGCUGGAGGUGCUGCUGGUGCUGGUGCUGCUGGAGCUGCUAGAGCCGCUGGUCCUGGAGGUGCUCGUACUGGAGGUACUGGAGCUGCUGGGACUGGGCCUGCUGAGGGGGUUGGAGCUGGAGGUGCUGAGCGGCCGCGGCCGUACUACGUUCCGCUCCUUCAGCAGGUUCUUGGUCUCCCGCCCUCUCCUGGUCCUUCUCCUCCCCUACUGAGUCCACCGUCUGUCCAGUCGCAGUCACAGUUACAGCCUGCCUCUCCGCUGCCUGCUCCUUCUCCUUACACUGCGCCGACGGAGUCCCCUGUCCGCGCUGGUCGUCGUGCUCCGCGUCAGCGUCCUCCUCCUGUCCUUGGCACUCACUAUAUGACCCUGCGUCCUUCCACUGCUCCACAGCGUGUCCCUCUGCCGUCUCCUCCUGCGUCCUCUCUUCCUGAUGUUGCUGACCCGCCGUUUGACCUUGCUCGUGCUGCCAGUCCUACUGUCACGCGUUUCCUCGCUACUGUUGUCACUGACCCUACCUUUGAGUCCACUGCUGCGUCUGCUCUAGUCGCUGAGCUUGUGGACUUUGCUGCCGCCUGUCGUCUAGACUACGCCGCUAGCCUUGUUGCUGAGUCUGAGUCUGUCUGUCCUCCGUCCGUCGGGGGUGAGUGUGCUCUUGGCACGGACGUCCUUGAGGACAGACAGGAGGAGUUUGAGUGCUUUGCUGCUGCUUUACCUCAUCUCGUGUCCAUGCUGAUUGCCCCUGAGGGAGACCCGGAUGCACCAGACAUCCCGACCCCACGCUCUUACGCAGAGGCGAUGGAGGGUCUCUACUCCUCUCAGUGGCAGACAGCCAUGGACGCAGAGAUGGCUUCCUGGAAGUCCACAGGCACCUACGUCGACGAGGUUCCCCCACCUGGGGCGAACAUCGUCAGUGGCAUGUGGAUUUUCAGGGUGAAGCGGUCGCCGGGUUCUCCGCCUGUCUUCAAGGCGCGUUACGUUGCUCGAGGCUUCAGUCAGCGAGAGGGAGUUGACUUCUUCCAGACCUUCUCCCCGAUCCCGAAGAUGACCACUCUUCGGGUUCUGCUGCACGUCGCUGCUCAGCGUGACUACGAGCUCCACUCUCUUGACUUCAGCACUGCGUUCCUACAGGGCAACCUGCAUGAGGAGAUCUGGCUGCGCCGCCCACCUGGCUUCACAGGGUCGUUCCCUCCUGGUACCCAGUGGAGCCUCCGGCGGCCAGUCUACGGUCUCCGCCACGCACCCCGUGAGUGGCACGACACACUGAGGACUACGCUUGCGGCUCUUGGGUUUGCUCCUUCUACUGCUGACCCGUCGCUGUUUCUACGCACUGACACCACUCUGCCGCCGUUCUACGUUCUCGUGUACGUCGACGACUUGGUCUUUGCUACUGCUGACACUGAGGCACUCGCCCACGUGAAGUCGGAGCUGCAGAAGAGACACACGUGCACAGACCUGGGUGAGCUGACAAGCUAUCUUGGCUUGCGGAUCACCCGGGACAGAGUCCAGCGCACCAUCACCUUGACUCAGUCACACAUGGUGCAGCAGGUCCUUCAGCGCUUCCGCUUCACGUACUCCUCGCCUCCUAAACCCACUCCUCUGCCUACCGGUCACUCGCUCUCAGCUCUGCCUUCGGAUGAGUCCGUAGAGCCGAGUGGCCCAUAUCCAGAGCUUGCUGAGAUCUACGCCACAGCCAUGGCUGCCCAGGAGCUACGCUGGCUCACCUACCUGCUGACCGACCUCGGAGAGCGGCCUCGUUCUCCUCCAGUACUGUACGUCGACAACAAGGCAGCCAUUGCCUUGUGUCAGGGGCACAGACUGGAGCACAGAACGAAGCACAUCGCUCUGCGCUACUUCCUUGCUCGAGAGCUGCAGCAGCGUGGUCAGCUUCGUCUCUCGUACGUGGCCACUCGGGCCAACACUGCUGAUGUGUUCACCAAGGCGCUUCAGCCUUGUGAUCAUCAGCGUUUCUGUACUGUUCUAGGCCUUGUGCCUACUCUCCCUCACUUGCUCACUUCUUGA
Closterium sp. Naga37s-1 is the source of this 2562-nucleotide messenger RNA. Lineage: Eukaryota; Viridiplantae; Streptophyta; Zygnematophyceae; Desmidiales; Closteriaceae. The record is from the annotation of a GenBank genome assembly.